Messenger RNA from Oppia nitens, 1325 nucleotides. RefSeq names its product heparan sulfate 2-O-sulfotransferase 1-like. Lineage: Eukaryota; Metazoa; Arthropoda; Arachnida; Sarcoptiformes; Oppiidae. The transcript has 2 exons. Gene Ontology annotation, molecular function: heparan sulfate 2-sulfotransferase activity. Bases 194 to 1267 code for a protein of 357 amino acids. The record is from RefSeq and is a predicted model, not a curated record. Gene Ontology annotation, cellular component: membrane.
UUUUGACAUUUAAACCCAUAUGUAAUUUGAUGUCUAUUUCGAUGGUUAUCUUAUGAAAUAAUUUUAAAGACAGUAUACUAAUCCCAAGUCUUUACUCAACCAAUCGAAGCUAUCGACUGCUGCGGACAUCAUUCCGAUCGACAACAAUGUAACAAAUACUGGAUCUCGUCGUUCAUUGUCAUCAACAACAACGAUGUCUAUCAUGAAGUCAGUAAUCUUAAUGACGAGCCGCACGGUCGGCAAAUUGGUUCACUUAACGGCCAACUUGUGUCAUUGCUGUCACCGAUGGACCAGUUCGUCGACAACGGCCACAGUUUUCCUAGUUUUUGUUAUAUUUGUUUAUCUGACUUUUGAAAUACGAUUCAGACAUCUAAGUGAUCAAAACAGACGAUUGACAUCAUAUGACGAUAAAGACACUGUCGUUAUCUACAAUAGAGUCCCGAAGACCGGUAGUACCAGUUUUACGGGUCUGGCCUACGAUUUGUGCGAUAAAAAUGGUUUCAAUGUUUUGCAUUUGAAUACAUCGAAGAACAGUCAUAUGAUGUCACUCACAGAUCAGCUAAGAUUUGCCCGUAAUGUUAGCCAAUGGCGCGAAAGACAUCCGGCACUGAUUCACGGCCACAUUGCGUACAUUGAUUUCGGCCGAUUGGGUGUCAAUCAAGUGAAGCCAAUUUACAUUAAUCUGAUCCGCAAACCGCUUGACCGGCUGGUGUCGUAUUAUUAUUUCUUGCGAAACGGUGACAAUUUUCGGCCUUAUGUUGUCCGCCGCCGACAAGGAGACAAACGUACGUUCGACGAGUGUGUCCAACACGGCGAACACGAUUGUAAUCCGGAAAAUAUGUGGCUUCAGAUACCGUUUUUUUGCGGCCAUAUCUUCGAAUGUUGGAUUCCCGGUAACGAGUGGGCACUGGCCGAAGCCAAACGUAAUCUAGUGGACAAGUAUCUGAUUGUCGGCCAAACAGAACAGAUGCACGAUUUUGUGGCCGUAUUGGAGGUCGCAUUACCGAAGUUUUUCGCCGGUGCCCGCCGUCUGUACGAAAGCGGACCAAAGUCUCAUCUAAGGAAAACCUAUAACAAAUUGGAGCCGUCGGCCGAAACAGUGGCCAAAAUUCGCGAGUCUCGGGUCUGGCAAAUGGAAAACGAUUUCUACGAGUUUGCUGUAAAACAGUUCAAAUUUAUUCGCCAACGAACACUGAUUACCAUCGAUGACCAAUUGGUUGGCAAAGAGCAACAGUUUUUCUUUGAAAAAAUUCGACCGAAGAGGUAGUCUAUUAGUGAACCGAUAGACCGACUCCUAUAUCGUAACAAAUAUUUGUUGCGCUAUA